Molecule: messenger RNA, 588 nt
Organism: Juglans regia (Persian walnut)
Lineage: Eukaryota; Viridiplantae; Streptophyta; Magnoliopsida; Fagales; Juglandaceae
Product: TLC domain-containing protein At5g14285-like
Exons: 1
Coding region: 1-588 (195 amino acids)
Cellular component (GO): membrane
Source: RefSeq, a predicted model, not a curated record
AUGGUGCGUUUUUGUCCCCUCCCUUCGUCUUCCAAAGAAUCUCCAUUUUGUAUCUCUGAACACCGAGCCCCAGAGAACCCCAGAGUCAUCGACUAUAACAUCGCAUACUUCUUAAUGGACCUUCUCCAUUUCAUUGUCUUCAACCCCAAAGACCUCCUCUUCAUAGCCAACCACUUGGCAACGCUCUUCGUCUUCCUCACAUGUCGGUACCUGAUCUCUCAUGGCGCCUACGCCAUACUUGUACUCCUCAUCCAUGCCGAGGUCACUAGCGCGUGCCAGAACACUUGGAUGCUCGCGAAUGCUCAGAAGAAUGAUGUCGUAUUUGCCGCGAAAUUGUACGAUCUCAUGUCUACCCUCUUUUACACAGUGUAUUCGAUUGUCAAGGGUCUCAUGGUACUGUAUUUUGUGUACAAAAUGUUUGCAUUCUAUGCGAGUGGGGCUACGAAGAGUGUGAUCCCAAAGUGGGUGUGGGUUUCUUGGAUUGCUAUAAUUCUUACGGAUGUUUCUGUUAGUAUAUUGUGGGUUUCGAAUAUUUGGGCCGAGUUUUGCAGAGAAAGAACGGGAAAACUGGACAAGAAAAUUAGAUAG